UUAUUAUCGCGCCAAAUAAUUAAUAAUACUUAAUAUUAUGAUUUAAGUACGUUUUGUAAUUUAUGCGAUUGCUGUGACGGAUUUGUUUUAUUGCAACGACAAAUAAUUAAAUUAAAUAGGUCUAUUAUAUAAAAAGUGAUUCAGUUGUACCAGUAUUUUUGGAUAUACAUAAACACUUAAAAUGUUGAAAUCAAAGAGUAUUUUGAACAUUUCCAAAAAUAUUCAGUUUUCAAAGUUAUGUUUUCGAAAAAAUUAUACUCAAGAAUCUCCAAUGCCAAACAAAAUUGAAAAAUCAUUAAAUUCUGUCACACUUUUGGGACGAGUUGGUGCUGAACCUCAAAAACGAGGUUCUGAAGAACACCCUGUUGUUGUAUUUUCAUUGGCAACACACCAAAACUAUAUCCAAAAUAAUGAGAACACUCAAAAAACAGAUUGGCAUCGAGUAGUUGUAUUCAGGCCUGGUUUACGAGAUUCUGUUUAUAAUUUUAUGCAAAAAGGACAACGUGUCUUUGUAAGUGGCAGGCUAAUAUAUGGAGAGAUUAAAGAUGAGUCAGGUAAUUCUAGGACAACGACAUCAAUAGCUGCUGAUGAUGUUAUAUUCUUUAAUACUAAUAAUUCAAAUUAAAUAUACAUAACAUUUACAAUAUUAUUAAUAUUUAUCUUUUUUUUGUAUUUUGUUAUUAGUAAGUAGCUGUUAAAAUAAGUAACUAGUUGUAAAAUUUUUUGUUUUUGUAAUCAGACUGAAAAUUUAAUUUUAUAAAUAUGUAAUUAUAAAUAAGUAUUUGGAUAAUAUAUAUUUAUUUUAAUUUUCUUCAA
Adelges cooleyi (spruce gall adelgid) is the source of this 816-nucleotide messenger RNA. It is a transcript of the gene mtSSB, whose product is annotated as single-stranded DNA-binding protein, mitochondrial. Bases 182 to 625 code for a protein of 147 amino acids. NCBI's taxonomy places the organism in Eukaryota, Metazoa, Arthropoda, Insecta, Hemiptera, Adelgidae. Gene Ontology annotation, biological process: positive regulation of helicase activity; mitochondrial DNA replication. The transcript has 5 exons. Gene Ontology annotation, molecular function: single-stranded DNA binding. Gene Ontology annotation, cellular component: mitochondrial nucleoid. The record is from RefSeq and is a predicted model, not a curated record.